Messenger RNA from Anopheles coustani, 5394 nucleotides. RefSeq names its product mediator of RNA polymerase II transcription subunit 14 (gene MED14). Gene Ontology annotation, molecular function: transcription coregulator activity. NCBI's taxonomy places the organism in Eukaryota, Metazoa, Arthropoda, Insecta, Diptera, Culicidae. The transcript has 6 exons. Gene Ontology annotation, cellular component: core mediator complex; mediator complex. The coding region runs from base 338 to 5257 and encodes 1639 amino acids. Gene Ontology annotation, biological process: regulation of transcription by RNA polymerase II. The record is from RefSeq and is a predicted model, not a curated record.
UAGCUGAGGCGUUUGUUUGCGAUUCCUGCAAAUUCCACAUAUUGUCCGGAGGGACAUGGGACGUGGUGUGUUUCGUUUGGCCGAGAAUACGAAAUACGAAACGUACAAUCGAAUCCUUCUCGAAAGGAAUCCACGUCCCGUGCAAAAGUGUGCCGUCGCGAAACUGCGUGUGCAAGAAGUGCCUACGCAAAGCAACACGGUUCCAUUCUGCGUACCAUAUGACGACAAUUGCACCUUCGAGCGUUUCCAAUCAGUGUAGUAUUGUAGAUGCGUAUAUUAACUAACGCAAGGAGCGGAGGAUAGUUUCGAACGGAUAGCGAACUAAAAAGGUACGACCAUGGCUCCGCAACCACUUGAGCAGGGAGGAGCGGUGACAAGCUUCAUCCCGACGGGACAGGAAAUGGUGCAGCGUCAGAAUCUGAUCCCGUUGAAUCGGCUGAUUGAUUUCAUCAUCCAACGGACGUACCAUGAGCUAACAGUCCUUGCUGAGUUGUUACCACGUAAAACCGAUAUGGAUCGAAAGAUCGAGAUCUACAACUUCUCCGCCAGCACUCGACAGUUGUUUAUCCGGCUGCUGGCGCUCGUGAAAUGGGCCAACUCGGCCUCCAAGGUGGACAAAUCGUCCAAAAUUAUGGGAUUUCUCGACAAGCAGUCGAUGCUGUUCAUCGAUACCGCCGAUAUGCUGUCCCGUGUGGCUCGCGAAACACUCGUGCAUGCCCGUUUGCCCAACUUCCACAUACCGGCCGCGGUCGAAAUCCUCACCACGGGCAGCUACUCGCGACUUCCAUCGGUCAUCCGGGAGCGCAUCGUUCCGCCCGACCCAAUCACACCGGCCGAGAAACGGCAAACGCUGCAGCGCUUGAAUCAGGUCAUCCAGCACCGGUUGGUCACGGGCAAUCUGCUUCCUCAGCUGCGCAAAUUUCGUAUCGAAAACGGGCGCGUCACGUUCAAGGUGGACCACGAGUUCGAGGUGUCGCUGACGGUGAUGGGAGACGCACCGACCGUUCCGUGGCGCUUGCUCGAUAUCGAUUUCCUGGUCGAGGAUAAGGAGACGGGCGAUGGGAAGGCGCUUGUUCACCCACUACAGGUUAACUAUAUCCACCAGCUGAUCCAAGGGCGUAUCGUGGACUGUACCGAUGCGUUGGCGGAAGUGUACACCUGUCUGCAUUACUUCUGCCAGUCGCUUCAGCUCGAGGUGCUGUACACGCAAACGCUCCGUUUGAUACGCGACCGCCUGGAUGAUCAUAUCCAUGUUGAUGAGUACAUUGUCGGAUCGAAACUGACCGUUUCGUACUGGCGCGAGCUAACUAACAAGGAUCCGAAAUCGGAGCUCGGCUACCGGCUAACGAUCCAGACCGAUCCGAACGAUGCCGCAAAGCAGCUCGCUAUCCUGCACGUUCCCUCGAUCGGCAACAAGGAAGCCGACAUCGCCGACCGUGCCGUACGCUCCGAUUUGCUGUCCAUGGAACGGUUGCUCGUGCACACCGUGUACGUACGAUCCCUGGCACGACUCAACGACGUGAAAGCCGAACUGCAGCUAUUCCUCAAGGAUGUCGACUACCACAUCCAGGGCACUCCGGCCAUGCUGACCGUGCCGGUACUGAAUCCUUGUUUGCGCGCCGAACACAUCUACAUCACGGUCGACACGCAUACGGGUAUGCUGCGGUGUCACGUGCCGAAGCAUCUGGACUGCCCGAUCAUGCCGGAGAUGCAACACGCUCUAAACAACGACUGGUCGAAGCUACAGCACCUGAUAUCGGAACUACGGUACUGGAUUACCCAGCGUAGGUGUGAGAAAACACUGCAGCAUCUGCCGGCCACUACGCAGGACCGAUUGCCGUUGGUGUUGCCACCGAAUCAUCCAAUUACUCGGAUGGGACCACACAAGGUCUUCAUACAACUGUACCGCCACGCUAAUGUUAUCUUGAUCGUUGAAUUGAAGGAAAAGAAAACAUGCCCGAACGAGAUGACGUACACAUUCUACCUGGUACUGGUGAAGCCGUCCUCCGUCGAGGAAGGACAAUCACCCGACGGAUCACCCAACGUCGCCAGCGCACAAGCCUCAUCGUCCGGAUCGCAACCCGGCAAUGACACGGCAGCAACAAUGCCAAAAAUGUAUCUCCGUGUGCUCUCCAUGAUAGAGUUCGACACUUUCGUGGCAACGCACGGUCCCGGCACGAUAAUUGACGAUCCGAUAGCGGGCUGCAGCAAGCGCAAGCUUUCCACCGUCGAGAGCACAUCCGUUGCCUGCCUUGGCCCGGCAAUGAAGCAGCAAAAAACCAUCUAUCCCGCCUACUUCAUCCCGGAGCUGGCGCACGUCGUGGCCAUGUGCGACGAGAAGCUACCGUUCGUGGCCCUGGCAAAGGAGUUCUCCCACAGACGCAUUCCGCACGGUGGUCUGCAGGUGGAGGCUAAUGCGACAUCGCUCGUAUUGAAGCUACUGACGCUUCCACAGCCAAAACCACCACAAAUUCCUCCCGCCCCACAGCAGCAAGGACAACAGGGCGGCCAGCAGCAGCAGCAACAGCAACAACAACAGCAACAGCAGGGUCCAUCGAAUGCCAACGCCGAUGCAAAGGCGGCCGCUUCAAACGAACCGAAAACGGUACACGUCCCACCGCUCGACAAGCAGGUUUGGAAUGCGCUGCUCAAGCGGCUCCUGUCCGUUUCCGUUCGGGCGCAAGUAAACAAAAGCAACCAAACACGGCUCUGGACGAUGGAGCUUGUGUUCUACGGCUCACCACUACCGAGUCUCCACCACAAGGAGCAGGGUAUGCGGCGGGCCGUCUACCUUCAGUAUGAGAUGCUUCCGGUCGAGUCGGUCGGCAAGGUGGUGGAUCAGCUGCUGAAUGACUGGUCGAAGAUCGUCUACCUAUACACGCUGGUGCACGAGUUCCGCGAGCAGCUGCAGAACGAAAAGUACAACCUGCAGAAUAUGGUCGCAAUCCGGUCGUACAACUACACCAGUCUCCUGCUGGCGUACGGCCCUAACAAGGAGGUGAGCGUGAGCAUCUGCUGGGAUACGGACGCGAAAGAAUUCCGGCUGGUGUUCGCCGGUGGAAACAGUGCGAUCAACGCGCACUCGAUGAUGCGCGAUCAGCUACAGGCGCACCUGAACCAUAACUACAGCUUGGCGCAGAUCGUGCACAUCCUGCACGAAACGUACCAACCGCUCAGUUCGAUCGCGAAGCUACCGAUCAUACCGCACCUAGCGAUCCUGCAGUCACCGAAGAUCCCCGUCCUGUCGUUCUGCAUUGUCCCGCAGUCACCGAACCUGCUGCGUAUCUCCUUCCAGGGUGUGUACUGUCUCGAAGUACGGUUCCGCGGGGGUGGACUAUGUACGAUCCGCGACGGUGCCUACAGUCGCUUCGAUCGUAGCCACGUGGUGGAAGAGUUUACUCCGACGCAGGGUCUGAAGGGGUUCCUUUCCAAGUAUGUCGACGAAACAGCCGUCUUCCGUAGACGCUCGCAGUCGGAAGAUGACAACCCACCGUCUCCGGUGACGAUGGAGGACCCGUCGGGUCACGGCGGUGGUGGUGCCGGUGGCGGAGGUGGCGGUGGUGGUCAAGGACCCGGUUCUGUAGGCUCGAACACAUUCCUUGGUGGCGCGAGCGGAAUGCGUGGUCCACAAAGUCCACGCGAUCCAGGACUACGCUUUGCCGCCCCUCUGACCCCUCCGAGCGGAUCAAACCCCCACACACCCGCCAGUCCGCACCCAAUCGGUGGUGGAGGUGGCGCUGGUGGAGCUGGUGGUGGUGGUGGAGGCCAAGGGCAAGGUGGCCAAGGAGGGCAGCAGGGUCAUAUGAACAACUUCAACAUGACUUCCCCGCCGGCCUCCCACAUGCCACAUCCGUCGCCGAGCGGAGGUCUGAUGCCGUCCUCGCCACUGAACGCACAGCCGAGCCCGAUGGCGGCUCACUCGCCCGGUCCCAGCAACCUAGCGUACAUGCAGAACCACACCGACGGAAGCCCAUUCGCCGCGCUCUCGCCGGCCGCAUCGAAUUGGCCCGGUUCGCCCGGUAUGCCACGACCAUCGCCCCGUCCCGGACAGAGUCCGGAGCAUAAAGUACAAACUCAUUAUACAUCGCGUGUUUUACCGGCACGCUCGUGGGCUGGAGCAAUACCGACGCUUCUGACAUACGAAGCCCUCGAUACGCUGUGCCGUGCCACAUCUCAUCCGCAGAAGGAAGUUCCAGGCCCGGAGUUGAGCCCGCUGGAGCGAUUCCUUGGCUCGGUGUUUAUGCGCCGUCAACUGCAGCGUAUCAUCCAUCAGGAGGAUAGUCUGAUGGCCAUCACAUCGAACGAACCAGGUGUGGUGGUGUUUAAGGCGGACUGCCUGCAAUAUCAGGUCUUCCUCAAUCCGAACCACAUGCAGUCGCUCCACCUGAAGGUCGCUCAGCUCCCGAUGGGCCCGAUGAUGGACGGCAAGCCACCGUACCAGUGGGCGGCCGAGGAUCUGCAGAUUCUGGAACAGUUCUUCGAUCAGCGUGUAGCCGCUCCGCCCUACCGGCCGUCCGUAAUGACCAGCUUCACCCGCAUGCUCAACCUGCCGGCGAAGGUGCUGAUGGACUUUAUCCAAAUCAUGCGUCUCGAUCUGAUGCCCGAGCUCGGCCAGGGCAACAAGUGGAACGUGCAGUUCGUGCUGCGCAUGCCCCCAUCGGCCACACCGAUCGUGCCGGUCGGAACGACUACCAUUCUGUCGCACCGGCAGAAGAUUCUGUUCUUCAUCCAAAUCACGCGCGUUCCGUACCUGCCGAACAUGGAGUGGAAGGACGCGGUCACGAUGCUCCUACCGAUGGUGUACGAUAUGAACAUGAACCACACGACGUUGGCCGAGCGGCGCGAACCGAUGCCACCCCAGCUGACCAGUGCGGUCAGCGCACAUUUGCGUCGAUUCUCCGAAUGUUCGGUGCUGCUGCCGGACGAAUGCUCGCUGUUCCCAGCUGUACGCGACCUGCUGCUUACACUGACCCUUCCGAACGAGCCUCCAGCACCGGGACAGCUUCAAAUGCAGCUCGGCGGUGUAAUGCAACCGGGUGGUGGCCCCGGUGGUCCCGGUGGACCAAUGGGUGGCCAGAUCGCUGGUCCUACGCCACAAAUAGCGCCCCAGGUUGGCUCCAGCCCCGGCCCAAUGAUGCACUCUCCGAUGCAACAGCAAAUGCAGCAACCGGGUAGCUAUGGUGGUAUGGUCGGUGGGGCUGGUGGAGGCCCCCAAGCCGGUGGCCCGGGUGGUGUUGGACCAGGCGGUCCGAAUUGAGUGAAUCCAAGGGACGGCGGAGCGUGAAAUGUGUAUGAAUCAAAACGUAAUACCAUAACCAGAGAGGGGAUAAACUUUAUAACUCAAACUAUUUAAUUGAUACAAUUCAUAUGUAAAAUAUAGUAAACAUUUGCUAU